Acanthisitta chloris (rifleman) is the source of this 1363-nucleotide messenger RNA. Its product is annotated as whirlin-like. Lineage: Eukaryota; Metazoa; Chordata; Aves; Passeriformes; Acanthisittidae. The record is from RefSeq and is a predicted model, not a curated record. Gene Ontology annotation, molecular function: protein binding. Gene Ontology annotation, cellular component: stereocilia ankle link complex; cilium; plasma membrane. Gene Ontology annotation, biological process: sensory perception of sound; auditory receptor cell stereocilium organization. The annotation marks the transcript as partial. The transcript has 10 exons.
GUGCUGAAAGGCUGCAAGAAGCUGAACCUGUCUGUGCACUCUGUGGGUCGCAUCCCGGGGGGCUAUGUCACCAACCACAUCUACACCUGGGUGGACCCGCAGGGCCGGAGCGUGUCCCCCCCGACGGGCCUGCCACACCACCAGAACAGCUCCCUGCGCAAGGACAGCGAGAAGAGGAGCCACCUCCAGCUCCUGCAAGAGGGGGAUGAGAAGAAGGUGAAUCUGGUCCUGAAUGAAGGGAAAUCUUUGGGGCUCAUGAUCCGAGGAGGGGCAGAAUAUUCCCUGGGCAUCUACAUCACUGGUGUGGAUAAAGGCUCUGAGGCAGAGAGCACUGGCUUGAAGGUGGGAGACCAGAUCCUGGAGGUGAAUGGCAGGAGCUUCCUCAGCAUCCCCCAUGAUGAGGCAGUGAAGCUGCUCAAGUCUUCCCGACACCUGAUCAUGACGGUGAAGGACAUCGGGAGGUUGCCCCAUGCCCGCACCACUGUGGAUGAGACCAGGUGGAUUGCAAGUUCCCAGGUCGGAGAGACCCUGGUCAGCUCAGGAGGGGCAGUGGGCGACCAUGCUGCAGACAUGACAGCCAGGCCUGUGUUUUACCGGGGGCUGGCUGGCUCCCAGGUGACACUGAGCACCAUGGUGAACCAGACCCGUGUCAUGCUGGAGGAACAGGCACGGCACCUGCUCAACGAACAGGAGAGAGCCACCAUGGGCUACUACCUGGAUGAGUAUAAGGAGGGCAACAUCUCUGUGGAUGCUCUGGUCAUGGCACUCUUUGAGCUACUCAACACACAUGCUAAGUUCUCGCUGCUUUCAGAGGUGCGAGGUGUGAUCUCCCCUCAAGACCUUGACCGUUUUGACAACCUGGUGCUGAAGAGAGAGAUCGAGUCCAUGAAGGCACGACAGCCCACGGGGCCCAGCGCCGCCACCGACUCCUACUCCAUGAUGUCCUACAGCGACACUGUCUCGUCCUCCAGCAGCCACUUCACUGCCACCACCGUCAGCUCCGCACGGGAGCGACUCCUGUGGCUGAUAGACCUGAUGGAGAACACAUCUGAACUGGAAGGAGCUGGGGACUGCCACCAAGGCAGCAUCAACACCCUGCCAGAUGUGUCCCUGGAUGAUCUCUCCUCUUUCCCAGAUGAACCACCCAACUUCAAGCCUCCUCCUCCUCCUUCAGGCUCUCAGCUGCUGGACCCCUCUGCUGCCCCGCACAGGAAGUCAGGGAAGGAGAAGUCCAAACCUCCCCCUCCCCCGGACAAGGGCAGCCCCCAGGCCAUGGCCAACCAGCAUUUCAUCAUGGUGGAGGUGCAUCAGCCCAACAGUGAGCCUGACGUCAACGAAGUGAGGCCCUUGCCCCAGGCCAGAG